AUGUCUCAACACAGAAGGCCUGGCGGCGAGCCGCCGUAUGACUCACGAAGCAGACGCCGGCAAUCUUCCCAACGACGCAGCAGUCGCGCCAGCGAUGUCGACACCAGCCGCUACCAUCCAGUCGAGGGCCGUCGUCGGCGCGCAAACUCUUCGGCCUCCUUCGAAGACACGUUAAGGGAUCCCGAUGUAGCAGCGGAGAGCCUUCCACUGUCGUCCACAGGCGAUAUGUCCGAACCCCCUAGCGAACGGCCACCUAUUCCGAGGAAGAGGAGCUUGGUCCGGCCGGAGCGGAACAGGAUAGGGAAAGAUCACCCCAACUACCACUACCGAAAGCAUGCGGCCAACAUGAACACGGCUCCUUCGUCUACCGGCAACGAUCCCAUUGUAGAAGAUCUCGAGGGCGCUACCGACGUCUCUGGCUCCCGUGUUGGCGAUGCUGCGUCUGACGUUUCUCCUGCGCCAGGCAUGGUGCCCAGCCGGACAAACAGCGACGAGGCGGAAAAAAAACACAGAAGCCGUCGCAGAUCUGACCGGGAGCAAAAGUCGAAUAAGAUUCACAAGGGCAGCAAGCGAAAGAGAAGCCGUCACAGGCGUGUGGUUGAGCCGACGCGCCCGCCCAGCCUGUGGCUUUUCUACUGCUACCUCGUUACCUUUUGGUGUCCCGACUUCGUUCUGCGGUACUGCUUCCACAAGCGGGAGAAGGAGCAGCAGCGUGCUUGGGGGGAAAAAAUGGGACUGAUCAGCAUCAUUAUGGCGAUCAUGGCCCUAGUUGGCUUUCAGACCUUUGGCUUCACGGCGGUUGUCUGCCGUUCGAAAACCCUCCGUCUUCGGGUUAACCACGUCGAUUCUGGCUACAUGAUCUUCCAUGGUCUGGCCUACGAUCUGACCAGGUCGAAGCACCCAGCAGCAGACGGUAUUCCCGCGGGCACCAAUGUGCUGUACGGCCUGUCCGAGAAGCAUGGAGGGCAGGACGGCAGUUUUCUGUUCCAAAACGUGAACGGCCGCUGCAAGAAUAUCAUCACGCUUGCAAACAACUCCGACGUCCCGACGAAUUCGGAUAACGACCUGGCGUGGUAUUUCCCUUGCAACACCUUCAACCAAGACGGCUCCAGUGAGCCCAACUCUACAGUCCCUUACUAUCUUGGCUAUGGCUGCCAUACCACUGCAGCUGCUCGCAAUAACUUCUACCUCGACCUCAAGCCCACUGCCCAUGUAUAUUACACGUGGGAUGACGUGAAGAACAGCUCUCGCAAUCUCGUCGUGUACUCGGGCAUUGUGCUGGAUCUCGACCUCCUGUACUGGUUCAACGAAGAUGAAGUCACCAUACCUAAUCGGUUCAAGGAGCUGCGCGACAAAACCACUGCAGCGAACAAGGCCAUCCACGGCCGCGAUGUGACACGCAGCCUUCAGGCAUCGGGUGACAAAGACAUUGCCGAGUGCUUUGAGGACAUAAUCAAGGUCGGCACGGUCGCUUCGACGACGGUGGGGUGCAUUGCAUUUAAGGUGGUCUUGUACAUGUCCCUCGUCCUCAUUUUUGGCCGUUGUCCUGGCCCGAUUCUUUCUGGCGUUGAUCUUUCAAUGGUUCAUCGCCAAGUCGUACGGCGCAGCCAAGACGUCGCAGUCGUCCGACAAGCGGAAGCGCAAUCGACACAUCGAAGACUGGAGCGAGGACAUCUACCGCGCGCCGCCGCGGAUGCCUGGCGAUAUUGGCAGCGAGGUGUGGCCGCUGCCAGCUCAGACCGAAACAGCAAGCGGGCCAGCUUCCUGCCGACGACUUCGAGGUUCACUGCUGUUUCGGCCAUUGAUCACACUCCUCGGGCGCGGACGGUACCGACGACGAUGGCGAGCCAGAACGCCAGCGCCCAACUUAGCCACUCUGACGCACUAUACAGCAAUGGAAACGACAGCCGCAGCAGCUUCCUGCGCUCUGAUCCCUACGGCAACAACGGCACACCGACCGAGGGAUACGGUCCGGCCGGCUUCAUUCACGAGGCAGUUGUGCCGCAACCGCCUUCGGACUGGAUGCCUUGGGGCUUCCCUCUGGCUCACUCCAUCUGCCUGGUGACGGCAUAUUCCGAAGGCGAGAUGGGCCUGCGAACGACGCUGGAUUCGAUCGCCAUGACGGACUACCCCAACAGCCACAAGGUCAUCCUCGUUAUCUGCGACGGCUUGAUCAAGGGCAAGGGCGAGUCGAUGUCGACACCGGAUAUUUCGAUUGGCAUGAUGAAGGACUUGACAAUCCCGCGCGAAGAAGUGCAGCCUUUCUCGUACGUGGCUGUGGCGAGCGGAGCCAAGCGCCACAACAUGGCGAAGAUCUAUGCCGGGUUUUACGACUAUGGCGCCAAGUCGCGCAUCCCGAUAGACAAGCAACAGCGCGUUCCGAUGAUGGUGGUGGUCAAGUGUGGGACGCCGGACGAGGAGACCAAGUCAAAGCCUGGCAACCGUGGAAAGCGCGACAGCCAGAUCAUCCUGAUGUCGUUUCUGCAAAAGGUCAUGUUUGACGAGCGGAUGACGGAACUCGAGUUUGAAAUGUUCAACGGCCUCUGGAAGGUCACUGGGAUCUCGCCCGAUUUUUACGAAAUAGUGUUGAUGGUCGACGCCGACACCAAGGUCUUCCCUGACAGCCUGACACACAUGGUCUCAGCCAUGGUGAAGGAUCCAGAGAUCAUGGGCCUCUGUGGCGAGACCAAGAUUGCGAACAAGCGAGACAGCUGGGUGACGGCCAUCCAGGUGUUUGAGUACUUUAUCUCCCACCACCUGUCCAAGUCAUUUGAGUCUGUGUUUGGCGGUGUGACGUGCCUACCCGGCUGCUUCUGCAUGUAUCGGAUCAAAGCACCGAAAGGCGCGCACAACUACUGGGUUCCAAUCCUGGCGAAUCCUGACGUUGUCGAGCACUACUCGGAAAAUGUGGUGGACACGUUGCACAAGAAAAACCUGCUUCUGCUGGGCGAGGCCCGUUACCUGACGACGCUGAUGCUGCGAACAUUCCCCAAGCGAAAGCAGGUAUUUAUUCCCCAAGCGGUGUGCAAGACGACGGUGCCCGAUACGUUUGCUGUGCUUCUGUCGCAGCGUCGCCGCUGGAUCAAUUCGACUGUGCACAACCUUAUGGAGCUGGCUCUGGUGCGUGAUCUCUGCGGCACGUUCUGCUUCAGCAUGCAGUUCGUCAUCUCAGUCGAGCUGAUCGGUACUCUUGUGCUUCCGGCAGCCAUUGCGUUCACGUUCUAUGUUGUCAUUAUUUCCAUCGUCCACCAACCACCCCAUAUUAUCCCCUUGGUUCUCCUGGGCCUGAUCCUGGGUCUUCCUGGCCUUCUUGUUGUGAUAACGGCACACUCGUGGUCAUACGUCGGCUGGAUGUUUAUCUACCUCAUGUCGCUGCCCAUCUGGAACUUUGUGCUGCCGACCUACGCCUUCUGGAAAUUUGACGACUUCUCGUGGGGCGACACGCGCAAGACGUCGGGCGAACAGACAAAGACGAAAAAGGCCGGCAUCGAGUAUGAAGGCGAGUUCGACAGCAGCAAGAUCACGAUGAAACGAUGGGCCGAGUUUGAACGAGAGCGACGAUCGCGAACCGGCUACUGGGGGCCGAGAGAGAGCGUGGCUGACGGUGCAUGGAUGAAAGCGCCGCCAGCUCCAGGCCACCAACAUUAUGAAGAGUACUACACGGACGCCUGA
Grosmannia clavigera kw1407 is the source of this 3672-nucleotide messenger RNA. Its product is annotated as chitin synthase f. Bases 1 to 3672 code for a protein of 1223 amino acids. Gene Ontology annotation, cellular component: cell septum; cell periphery. Gene Ontology annotation, molecular function: chitin synthase activity. The record is from RefSeq and is a predicted model, not a curated record. The transcript has 2 exons. Lineage: Eukaryota; Fungi; Ascomycota; Sordariomycetes; Ophiostomatales; Ophiostomataceae.